Molecule: messenger RNA, 1107 nt
Organism: Echinococcus granulosus
Lineage: Eukaryota; Metazoa; Platyhelminthes; Cestoda; Cyclophyllidea; Taeniidae
Exons: 7
Coding region: 1-1107 (368 amino acids)
Source: RefSeq, a predicted model, not a curated record
AUGUCUGACGCUGAAAAACUAGUCGAAGCUGGGUGCAAAUAUCCUGACGAUCCUCUUGUUCUUCGACCUCAAGUUGGUGGAGAUCUACUCCAAGGUCGCUCUCCCCGUGGCUUCUGCCGGCCGCGCAGCUUCAUUCUCCGUCUGAUGCUCAUUUGCGUCAUCCUGGCCACAAUCGCCGGAUGCAUUCUUAUCAUCUUUGCUAUGCGUCAUUCGAGCGCCUGGCCGUGGCACCGUCAUGCCUACCAUGCUGUGCCCACUGCCGGUUUUUGCCGCGCCCUUACGCCCUUCCCUGGGCUGGACGUUGAGGAGCGCUUCCUCUAUGAGCCCAGCGCCAUCACCAUCACCCACGGGCCUGUCGCUGGCUUCCCUGCCGUCUCUAUAUUUCAUCUGUUGAACGAUGCUAUGACAGUUAUGCGAACUCACGGAACCUGCUAUGUCUAUCCUUUCACGCGCGAGGUCUCUGAGGCCGUGCCUGUCGAUGAAACUGUCAUCGAGCGUAUCAAGGGAACUCACGACUCCAACAUGGUUCAGUUUAAGUCACCAUUUGGUAUGCGUCUGUUUAUGGUGUCGCCCAACCGUGGAAAGCGCAUCCAGAUAAAUCAUCCCGCCGCUUCCACCAACUGCUCGGACGUGCCCAUCUUUCGUCUCGUUGAGAUGGUCCUUUCUCAGACCUCUAUGCAUCUGGAUCCGACAUCGGAGGCUGCGAUGUCGCCUGUGAUUUGCUCGAAGGAGUGUCCUCCAGGCGAGAGCCGGGACAGCUCUGGCGCUCCACGACAGGUGUGCCGCUGUCCCCCGAAGGAAACCCCGUUGACCGAUCUCUCGGAGCAGCCUGCCGCGCAGUUGUCGCUUCCGUUGGCAGACGAUGAGGGGGAGGCCGAGGAUGGAGACGCCUUGGGAGAUUCCGGCAUCCUCUCAGUGGCCGAGGCCUGGCCUCUAAAGGACGAAGACAAACUUGUUCGCCAACAGCGCGCAGCCAAAGCACUUCACAGUCUGGAGCCGUCUAUUAAAAUACCACAGGAUUGCCGAGUGGUUGAGAAGGUCUUGGAGGGUGCGUUCCCGACCGGAAUGCGUCAUACUCUUCCGCUGAUGAUUAUCGUUCAGUGUUAG